Telopea speciosissima is the source of this 2376-nucleotide messenger RNA. Its product is annotated as casein kinase 1-like protein 2. The transcript is spliced from 14 exons. Gene Ontology annotation, biological process: endocytosis; peptidyl-serine phosphorylation; signal transduction. Lineage: Eukaryota; Viridiplantae; Streptophyta; Magnoliopsida; Proteales; Proteaceae. Gene Ontology annotation, cellular component: cytoplasm; nucleus. Gene Ontology annotation, molecular function: ATP binding; protein serine/threonine kinase activity. Bases 526 to 1956 code for a protein of 476 amino acids. The record is from RefSeq and is a predicted model, not a curated record.
CCUACGUUGGGUCCGUUGUUGAAAGUCCGCUUGGAUUGGAUCAAAGCGUCAUGGAGAGGUGAUAUCAUGUCGCCUCUGCGUCUUCUCUCAGGCUCUUCUUCUUGUUCCUUCCUUCCUUCUGCAACCUAAACCUCCGUUGAAAUUAAAUUCUGAUUUUGGAAACCCUAGAUCUCCCGAUCUUCUUCUCUCUCUCGCUCUCGUUCAAGCGGUCCUUUUUUCUCUCCCCUUCCUUCACCGAAUAUUAAAAGUUUUUUUUUAAAGGAAUAUAAGUAUCCGUCUUUCACUUCUCUCCGUUGAUCUUCCAAUCUGCUUUUGUUUCUCUUUGAUUUCACCGUCCAAUCGUUGCUGGCACCGAUUAUUAUGGGCAUUAUUUGGACUCCUGUUUUCAGCGUUCUACUGUUGUUGAAUUCGGAGAAUUGGAGAGGUUGAAGUGAAUCUCUGGGACGUUCAGGUGGCUUCCUUUUCUCUUGUUAUUUCCUCUGGAAGCUUGGGUUCUGCUGAUUUAUUCUGGUUCCAAUUUCGUUGAUGGAGCCUCGCGUUGGGAACAAGUUCCGCCUAGGUCGUAAGAUCGGUAGCGGUUCCUUUGGAGAGAUCUAUCUUGGUACUAAUAUCCAGACGAAUGAAGAGGUCGCCAUUAAGCUUGAAAAUGUCAAGACAAAGCAUCCCCAGUUGCUAUACGAAUCAAAGCUAUACAGAAUCCUCCAGGGAGGAACUGGAAUUCCAAAUGUUAGAUGGUUUGGUGUUGAAGGGGACUAUAAUGUUCUUGUGAUGGAUUUACUUGGACCUAGUCUUGAAGAUUUAUUUAACUUCUGUAGUAGGAAACUCUCCUUGAAGUCUGUUCUUAUGCUUGCAGAUCAGAUGAUCAAUCGAGUUGAAUUUGUCCAUGCCAAGUCAUUUCUACAUCGAGAUAUUAAGCCAGACAAUUUCCUUAUGGGUUUGGGGAGGCGUGCAAAUCAGGUGUACAUAAUUGACUUUGGUCUGGCUAAGAAGUAUAGAGAUACUUCAACCCACCAGCACAUUCCUUACAGAGAAAACAAGAACCUGACUGGAACCGCAAGAUAUGCGAGCAUGAACACUCACCUUGGCAUUGAACAAAGCCGGAGGGAUGAUUUAGAAUCUCUUGGAUAUGUUCUUAUGUAUUUUUUAAGAGGAAGUCUUCCUUGGCAAGGGCUUAAAGCAGGAACCAAGAAGCAGAAAUAUGAAAAGAUCAGUGAAAGGAAGGUGUCUACAUCCAUUGAGGCUUUAUGUCGUGGUUAUCCUACGGAAUUUGCAUCCUACUUCCAUUAUUGCCGUUCGUUGCGUUUUGAUGAUAAGCCAGAUUAUGCUUAUCUGAAAAGAAUAUUCCGUGACCUUUUCAUUCGUGAAGGCUUUCAGUUUGAUUAUGUGUUUGACUGGACCAUUUUGAAGUAUCAGCAAUCACAGAUUGCCACUCCCCCUGCCCGUCCCAUUGGUGGUCCUGCUGGAACCAGCUCUGGGAUGCCCCCAGCUACUGCCAAUGCUGACAGACAAUCAGGUGGUGAAGAAGGAAGACCACCUGGCUGGUCUUCAAUGGAUCCUACUCGUAGGAGACUAUCGGGUCCUAUUAUAAAUUCAGGAAGUUUAUCGAAGCAGAAAAGUCCAGUUGCAAAUGAUUCCACGUUGAAUAAAGAUGCUAUGUUGUCUAAUAGUACCUUUUUGGGGCGGACAAGUGGAUCGUCAAGGCGAGCUGCUGUUUCUAGCAGUCGUGAUGCAGUGAUGGUGGGAAGUGAGUCUGAUCCUUCUCGUCCUCGAACAACAGAAGCAAGCCCAGGAGCUUUCCGCAAGGUAGCAAGUGCACAGAGAAGUUCGCCAGUUCCAUCUGCGGAGCAUAAGCGCACAUCUUCUAGCAGAAACCCCUCUAACAUAAAGAACUAUGAAUCAACUCUGAAGGGUAUUGAGGGCCUGAAUUUUGACAAUGAUGAGAGGUUGCAGUAUUAGUCCCACACUGCACUGUCAUCCCUGUCUCGAUCUGGCUCAUGUUCUGUUUCUCCUGUAAAUCAUUAACUGCUAUACUACUGUAACACUUUGGAGUGGAAUUAUUCUCUUUUGAUUAGUGUUUUGGGGGAUGAUGUGAUUUAGAACCCAAGGUACUGACUGGUUGGGAACAACGGUAUGACGCUCUCAAAGACCAUAAAAUAAAAGUCAAGAGAGGAGUCGAGCCUGACCGUAUCCCACCAUGGUAAGGCUGUGUCAAAUACAGGUUGAGGUGUCUGCAUUGAUUCACUUCUAUUAAAACCUUUUCGUUUCAACUGUAACUUCUAUGCUUCAAAUCUUGCCUUCACCCUAUGCUGUGUUUCAUUAAGUGAUGUUACUGUAAGCUGGCCUUGCCUUGUUAGUGAUUUUAUUUUUCAGAUCUUA